This is a messenger RNA of Vanessa tameamea, 1626 nucleotides long. RefSeq lists its product as uncharacterized. Lineage: Eukaryota; Metazoa; Arthropoda; Insecta; Lepidoptera; Nymphalidae. Gene Ontology annotation, molecular function: DNA binding. The transcript has a single exon. The record is from RefSeq and is a predicted model, not a curated record. Bases 1 to 1626 code for a protein of 541 amino acids. Gene Ontology annotation, cellular component: nucleus.
AUGCGGACUUACAAGAGAAAAACUACAAGACGUUCUUACACUACUGAAGAUUUAAAAAAUGCUGCAAAGGCUGUGAACCAUGAAGGUAAAAGUGUUAAUGCCACCGCUAAAGAAUUCGGUAUCAAACGGAUGACUUUGACAAGAUAUCUGAAAAGAUUAAAUGAAGGUGGCGAUUCAUCCAUGGGCUAUGCAACACCGAGACAAGUAUUUUCUUCUACACAGGAAGAUUCACUGAAAAAAUACUUGCUACAAAUUGCAUCAAUUUUCUACGGAUAUUCUCCAAAAGAUGUCCGUCGCCUUGCCUACGAAUGUGCUAAUAAAUUUGAAAUUGAAAUUCCACCCAGCUGGACUGCAAAUAAGAUGGCCGGAAAAGAAUGGCUUACGAUGUUUUUAAAACGAAAUCCGGAGUUAUCCAUACGAAAACCAGAACCCACCAGCCUUGGUAGGGCAACAUCAUUUAAUGCGCAGAAUGUUAAAGUUUUCUUUGAGAAAUUAGCGGAAGUAAUGGAUAGAUAUGGAUUUACAGCGGCAGACAUUUGGAAUAUAGAUGAGACAGGAGUAUCCACUGUGCUGAAGCCAAAUAAAAUUGUAACUGCCAAAGGUAAGCGCAACGUCGGCGCAAUGACUUCUGGAGAACGAGGGACUAACGUUACAGUGGUAACUGCUGUAUCUGCUCUUGGAAAUGCUGUACCGGCUAUGUUUUUAUUUCCGAGAAAACAGUUUAAGACACACUUUCUUAUUGGUGGUCCCCCUGAAUGUAUAAGAGCAGGCAAUGCUAGUGGAUGGGUUACGGACGAAGAAUUCUAUCAGUUUAUGCAACAUUUUAUAAAACAUGUGAAACCGUCCAUGGAGCGCCCGGUUUUGUUAGUGUUGGAUAAUCACUCCUCUCACUUGAACGUGAAGACACUAACUUUAGCCAAAGAGAAUGGAGUUGUAAUGCUGUCCUUUCCACCGCAUUGUAGCCAUAAGUUACAACCGUUGGAUGUGUCAGUUUUUGGACCGUUCAAAAAGUAUUGCGCUGCUGCUCAAGAUGCAUGGCUACGUAACAACCCCGGAAAAACCCUUACUAUUUAUGACGUACCAAAAAUAGUCGCAGAUUCGUUGCCGUUUGCUCAGACAAGUAUAAAUAUUGUUAACGGUUUCCGAAAGACAGGCAUCUUCCCGUAUAAUGCAAACAUUUUUGGUGAGGAUGAGUUUUCCCCAUCAUUUGUAACUGACCGUCCUGGAUUAGAAAAUAGCGAGCCGGGAAAAGAUUAUCCAGAGCAACCUGUGAUGUCCAGUACUGCAUCUAAUCCCACUCCUUCUGCCUCCACAAGCCAAGCUGAACUCGAACCAAGCAAUAAAGAAAAUGAGUCAGUCAACCUAAUACAAGUAUUUUCCCCGGAAAUUGUAAGACCAUUCCCAAAGGCUGGUCCUAGAAAAGUAGGUACAACUAACAGAAGAAAGAGGAAAGCUGCAAUACUAACUGACACACCCGAGAAGAACGCCCUAGAAGAACAACAAAAUAAAACCACAAAAAAAGUUAAGAAGACAAAGAAAAAGUUGGAUAAGAAAAAAAAAAGGAUAUCUGUAAAAAAAUACUCCAGUCAAGUGAUGAAAGUGACAAUGGUGAUUAUUCCUGUCUGA